UGUACAUGGCAAAUUUGUAAUUUGUAAGAUUUUUGUGUAAAACAUGAAGUGAAAAACUAAUUAGAAUUUACAAUCAAAACAUGGCAUUUGUCAGUGCUGUUACCGGCGAUGACUCCACGAAAAAAUUCAUGGAUGUCUUACAAAAUGACUUUAAAACUCUUAGCUUAGAAACUAAGAAAAAACAUCCACAGAUAAGAGAGGCGUGUGAUGAGGCUAUAGAAAAAUUAGCACUAGCAUCAAAUAAUCCACAAGCCUCUCUAUAUGGGGUGGUGAAUCAAAUAUUAUAUCCUUUGGUGCAAGGAUGUGAAUCAAAGGAUGUGAAAAUUAUAAAGUUCUGCCUUGGCACAAUCCAACGUCUAAUAGCUCAACAGGGGAUUGAUGCGAAGGGUGCUCGUCAUGUAGUUGAUUGCCUCUACAAUCUUGGACAGGCGGCUAUGCUGGAGUUAAAACUUCUGCAGACAGCAGCCUUAUUAAUGACAACAUCUGAUCUGGUUCAUGGAGACACUUUAGCUAGGACAAUGGUGAUGUGUAUACGGAUGGUGUCACCUAGUGAGACCCGAGAUGUGAGUACGAGUCACGCAGCCGCAGCCACCGUACGGCAGCUCGUGGCUCUCGUGUUUGAGCGAGCGUUGGCAGAGGCCAAUGGUACCCUAAAAGUGAAUCCUGCUGAUGUCAGAAUGCAAGCGAAUAACAAAGCACCGAAGGACCUUAAACCGUGUGCAGUGGAUGCGUAUCUUAUAUUACAAGAUAUUAUUCAGCUAAUCAAUGGAGAUUCAGCGCACUGGCUUGUCGGUAUAUCGGAUGUACCAAAGACGUUUGGAUUGGAGCUUUUAGAUACAGUUUUAACUGAUUUUUCAGAUGUAUUUUUUAAGAUAUCCGAGUUCCGGUUUCUGUUGAAGGAACACGUGUGCGCAUUAAUUAUAAGACUGUUUUCACCCAAUGUCAAAUAUAGGGCGGCGUUCCCGUCGCCGCACAUCCCGGGCGCGGCGGGCGCGGCGGCGACGGCGGGCGCGCCCGAGCGCCCGCACUUCCCCGUCACCAUGCGCCUGCUGCGACUCGUCUCCGUCAUCGUGCACAAGUACCACGACGUGCUGGUGACGGAAUGUGAGAUUUUCCUGUCGUUGACGAUCAAGUUCCUGGAUCCGGACAAACCGCUGUGGCAGCGCGCUCUAGCGCUUGAAGUACUGCAUCGAAUCACUGUUCAUCCAGAUUUACUCAAAGCGUUCUGCGAAUGUUACGACAUGAAGCCUCACGCCACGAACAUAUUCCAAGACAUCGUGAACGCGCUUGGCGCUUACGUGCAGAGCCUCUUCGUGGCCUCGCAAGUCAAUACACCAGCUGGAUCAUCGAGCAUCCCUCAACAAGCCGGUUUCUAUUGGAAAGGAGUGUGGUUACCGCUUUGCGUCACGUUUGAACCGGGUACCGCUAAGGCAGUAUAUAUAGAGAUGCUGGAUCGUACAGAGGCGCCCACGAUACAGGACGGGUACGGCAUAUCCGUGGCGUACGCUUGCCUCGUCGAGAUUAUACGCUCGAUCGCCAUCACCUUGGAGGGAGAAGAUUACUUCAGAUUGCAAGAGCUUUAUGACGAUUCACAGAACGACGGAGAAGAUAAAGAAAUUAAUUCAAAUAAAACAACUAAUAACCAUAAAGAAUCCGAAACGACAUUAGACAAUGGUAAGGAAAUAACGAACAACGGACACGGAGAAGCGGAUCAAAACUCUAACGUAGUUGAGAAGAUCGAUCCAGAAGCAGAAGACAAGGAAAGACUGUUGAAAUUGCAGCUAAUAAAGUCUUCGUGGUGUGGCCUAGUAUGGGGCCUGUCUGUGUUAGCGGAGGCCAGCAUUGGCGAGCUGGAAAACAUUCUGCGUGCCAUACAGACAUUGGCGAGGGUCAGUGGGAAGGUGGGCGUGACAAACGCGCGGGACGCGUGCAUCGGCGCGCUGUGCCGCUGCGCGCUGCCGGCGCAGUACUGCGUGCCCGUGCUGGGCGCGCUGGCGGCGCUGGCGUGCCCGUGGCCCGCCGCGCGCCCCGCGCCCGCGCCCGGCGCCGACCUGCGCCACCACGUCGUGUGGGUCGGCACGCCGCUGCCGUGCGCGCAGCCCACAGGGCAGCAGCAGUCGUUCGUGAUGGUGACGUCGCGCCACGUGACGGCGAUGCGCGCGCUGCUGGCGGCGGCGCGGCGCGACGGGGACGCGCUGCAGCACGCGUGGCUGCCCGUGCUCACCACGCUGCAGCACCUGGUCUGGAUACUAGGUCUGAAGCCGUCGACGGGCGGCAGUAUGAAGGCGAGUCGGGCGAGUGCGGACGCGAACGCUGUGAUGAGCACGUCAGCUGUCAUGGCGGACUUACCUGGUCAGCAAGUUCCCGUGGCCGAGUCUCUCGGAGUCAUGAGUGCAUUAUCGGCUAUGCUGUCGCGAGUAUUCGAAGCUUCCAAGAAUUUGGACGAUGUGGCCCUCCAUCACCUCAUCGAUGCUCUGUGUAAACUUUCCAAUGAGGCCAUGGAACUCGCUUAUUCUAAUAGAGAGCCAUCGUUGUUCGCGGUCGCUAAACUCCUCGAGACGGGCUUGGCGAAUAUGCACCGGAUAGAGAUGAUGUGGAGGCCCAUCACGAAUCAUCUCCUUGAAGUGUGCCAGCACCCUCAUAUCAGGAUGCGAGAGUGGGGCGUGGAAGCCAUCACGUAUCUCGUCCAGGCCGCUUUCCAGUACCACCACAAUAACCCCGGUCUCGUCACCGAGGCGCGCGAGCGGCUGGUGCUGGAGCCGCUGGCGGAGCUGUGCGCGGUGCGGCACUGCGACGUGCGCGCGCGCCAGCUGGAGUGCGCCGCGCGCCUGCUGCACUCGCGCGGGGACCAGCUGGGCGCCGCCUGGCCGCUCAUGAUGGAGAUCAUCUCCGCCAUCAGCGACCACCACAGCGAGCAGCUAGUUCGUUCGGCGUUUCAAUGCGCGCAGCUGGUGGCCGGCGACUUGCUGGGCUGUGCGGGGCCGCGCUGCCUGCGCCGAGUCCUCGCCGCCGCGGCCGCCUUCGCCAGGCAGACCAAAGAAUUGAACAUUAGCUUGACGGCGGUGGGGCUGAUGUGGAACAUAUCCGACUACCUGUACCACAACCGCGACAAGCUGUCCGCCGCGCUGAGCAGCGAGGCGGCGGCCGCGCCCGACGCGCAGCCCGACCUGCCGCCGCUGGACCGCCUGUGGAUGUGUCUCUACAUACGCCUCAGCGAGCUGUGCACGGAGCCGCGAGCGCCCGUGCGGCGCGCGGCCAGCCAGACGCUGUUCAGCUGCAUCGGCGCGCACGGCACGCUGCUCAGCAAGCCCGCCUGGCGCGCGCUGCUGGCCGUGCUGUUCCCCAUGCUGGACCAGGUCCAGAAGCAAUCUAACAUUGCCAGCUCGGAGAAGGUGGACACUGGCGAGCAUAUACUUAUCCAUCACACUAGAAACACAGCGCAGAAACAAUGGGCGGAGACGCAAGUGUUAACACUGUCAGGCGUAUCACGGGUGUUCCAUUCGCGUUUUCAACUACUGACAACGGUAGGCGACUUCAACAGAUCCUGGACCGCGUUGCUUGAUUACAUUACAGAUUUCGCCUUGCGCAGGAGUCAUGAGGUAUCAGUAGCAGCAUUAAAAUCAUUCCAAGAAGUGGUGUCGGCUGCGGGCCGCGUUGAGGGCGAAGCUCCCCGACGAGUGUGGCCGGCCGCAUGGGCCGCCUGGACCACUAUCGCGUCCGGCCUCGGUGGACCACCACCUGCGUCAGAAGACGGGAAGCCGGUAGAGAUGUAUGCGCCGUCGCUGAACUUCCUCACCACACUAGUGCAGAUCUUUCCACUGAUCUUCCAACACAUACGACCUACAUUUACGGCAGAGGACGUGCAGAAGCUCGGCGAGUGCCUGUCGAACGUGUGCAGCGUGGAGCCCUCGGCCUCCGCGCUGGACGGGCUCGGCAGCGGCGCGCCCGUCAGCCUGCACGCGCUGCACUGCCUCGACACCGUGCACAAGGAGGCGCUGUCGCGGCACGAGCUGCUGGGCGCGCUGUUCUCGGCGCUGAUCGCGCUGGCGGGCGCGGCGGAGCAGGCGGGCUCGGCGCGCUGCCUGGCCGCCGCCGCGCGCCUGUACCGCGCCGCGCCGGGGCCCAGCGCGCAGCACGCGCCGCGGCUGCUGCAGGCUCUCCACACAGCGGUAAAGAAAUGUUCACCGGACAAGAGACGACGGAACAGCGACAGGGAGCGAGACCAACCAGACGAACCUACGCAGAUCGCCUCUUUACUAUUGCAGGUGCUAGCGACAGGAUUGCCUCUAGCGAGAGAAAACCCCGAUGAAUAUGCUGAAUUUUGGGAAAUACUGCCCACCGUUUUGGAGACGUUUAUGUUUGAGCCGCCAGUUGGCGGCACGGCGCAGGCGCGCGAGGUGGUGGGCGUGGUGCGCGACGAGGUGCUGCGCGCCGCGCCCCGCGCGCCCGCCCCCGCCGCGCGCCGCCUGCUGGCGCUCGUGCGCGCCGGCUCGCUGCACCACCACAACAACGCGCACACCGCGCACCACGCGCACCAAGUCCAACAGAACGAACAGGAACUAAAAGAGAGAGAGGAGUUCGCGAGGACUUGUUUCGAAACGCUUCUGCAAUUCUCGAUGCUUGAAGACAUGGAUUCCAUAACUGCCGCUGAAAAUGAAAACGACCCGCUAGCAAUAAUGCCACUAUUAGAUCGGUUUCAAGAAGUUAUAUCCAGGUAUAAUAAAGAAGAAGACAGCUCGGAACCACUACCCAGACAGCAGGCGUCGGAGGUGUCGUUCGUGCUGCGCGCCGUGGCCGCGCUGGCCGCCGCCAUGCGCCGCGCGCCGCCCGCGCGCGUGGACCGCGCCGCCUGGACCAAGCUCAUCGAUGUGUACCCGUCGCUGGUGCGGCUGGCGGGCGGCGCGCGCGUGUGCGGCGCGGGCGGCGCGGGCGCGGCGCUGCGCGAGGCGCUGCUGCAGUUCGGCGCGCUGCUGGCGCCGCCGCCCGCGCUCUAGCGCCGACUGCUCUACACCGCGCGCGUGUAGAGCGCGGGCACGGUGCGUCCGCCGCCUUGCCUCGUAGCCGAUCCGAGCGAUUCGCUUUGCUUGCGAGUAUUCUCUAAUUCACGUUUAAAAUUUUUUGUUGAACCACUAGUAUAUCUCAUGUUCAUACGUUACCCUACUACUCGCUACUAGCCUACGGAAGCUCUAGAAUUACUCAUCGUAGACGAUAUAUUGUCGGUGAGCAAAGACGAGUCGUUUCUGAAAUUCAGUGACCGGUUAUUAGUAGUAAAGUAUGCGUUACUCGCUAAGAAUUAAGAAAACCAGUGUCAACUGAGUGACUGAUACCUCAGAUAUGGUCAGUAUUACAGACAAAGAUUGCUAUAAGAUUUUCAUCGUUAUGUCGUUUCUCUGCUCGGCUACCAUAACUAACGAAACAAAUGAUACUUUGAUAAUUGAUUAAUAAUAUAUUUUAAUGUUUUCAGUUUCGUGUCAAAGAUGUCCCCGUGACAACGUAGUAUGUAAUAUAUAAAGCGUUAAACAUUGUUGAUAGAUACAUUUUGAACCUUAUCACAGAAGAUAUAAGGUAUAAAUUUGUUCAUUACUUUCUCAUUGUAUAGACUGAACUUAUUUAUUUGACAGAUUUAUAUGAUUUGAAAUUAAUGUAAACUAUUUUAAUAACAGUGUCAUAUGUAUAAUUUAGUUAGCAAUAAAAUAUUCAUACGACUCAUAUUUAUGGAUUAUAUUUUUUAAUCGUUAUUUAUAUUUGUAAAUGGAAAAUAUGGUUGUUUUUAAUUAAAUACUCUUUGAUACAACGACGGUAAUUGUACAAAACUCGUUAAAAGGAUUAUUCGAAUACAAUAAAUAAUAAACCAAUAAUUUAGUUGAAGAACAUAAAUAAAACACUAUUAUUUCAUUUGCAACUAAAUAUCAAUGAUAAUAUUGUAGUAGCUGACAGACAUGACAAAUGACAAAUCAUGAUCAAAAAUCAAAAGAUCGGCAAGUGUCAUAGUUUUGAGGAUAUUCCCAUGCCCUCACCUAUACUUAUAUAGUCGUUUGUCUUAACUAUCAAUUGACCAAAACUAGUGAGUCUGGAAAUCUGAUAUCUAAAACAUUUUUUGAGAAGAAUCGGGAUGCCCCUUUCUGUUUGUAUGAUUUCUACCCAAACAAAGUCGGGACAGGCAACUAAUGUUUCAUAAAACAAAUCUACAAUAAUAUUGUUGGUCUUUGUAAAAUAAAUAAUCAGCGGAAUCAUUUUUAUUGAAACAUUUUCAAAUACGCAAUGUUUAAUAUACUUUCAUUUUAUUUGUAUAUAUAUUUUAAAUUUUUAAAUUAGCUAUCUCUUAUUGUAAAGGAUGUUUUACUGUGCUAAUUGUCUUUGUGUGCGUGCUGACGGUACAGCGACAAUCGCAUAAAUCUAAAACCGUUUUAAAUCUUUUCGUUUUCGACUCCUGCUUUUUGAUGAUAAAAUAAAUUUUGUCAUAAUUAUCAAUAAUUUUUUGAACUUCAUACAAACUUCAUACAAUUUCAUGAAUAAUUGAUUUAUUUUUUUAGUUAAGAGAUAUUUUUUCUUUAUUAAUUGAACUUAAACAUUUAACACUUUGCAAUGUUAAACAUUUUUGUAAAAUAAGUGUUUGUCAAAUCACUUUUUUAUAAAUCGAUAUGAUUGCAGAAUAAAAUUAUUAUACUAUUAACUUCGGUAAGGUUUUUUUUUUUAAAAAAAAAACAUUGAUAAUUGUCAAACAUUACUCUUUUGUUUAAAUUUUGGUUUGUGCAGUUAAAUUGUCACGUUAAAUAUAAUAGCUACAAGCUACAAUACGUGCACUAUGUAGUCGAGUGGUUUUCUAUAGCGACUUCACUGCUCAAAUCAAGCUGCUUUGUUCGCUAUGUGUAGAUUGAGCAUUAGUGUAAAAAAAUAUGUAUCCUAUCUCUAUAAGUUAUGUAAAAUAUUAUGUUUAUUUGUUCUGGUUUUAUAUCACAUAUAUAUAGAUUACAUUAGUUAAUUAUAAGAUAACUUCCAAAUUUGCCCAAAAGAUGGCGCUAGUAUUAUAUAAUUGUUACUUUUAUACAUUAAUAUUAUAAAUGUUUAGUAUCACGAUGUUUAGAAUCGGUUAAAAAUACAAGUUUACUAGAUAGCAAUUAAAUUUAGGUUCACGUAAUAUUUUAUGCUAUAACAACACUUCCCAAAAAUUCCAAUUAAAAAAAAUAUAUAUAUAAUGAAUAUUUUGUCAGUGUUGCCAAACUUGCUAUAAUUUAUUAAAUAAUCGUUAAAUACAAUCGAUGAUUAUGGUGUAUUUUUUUAAUCAAAUGGGCUUCAGUGUUCCUUAUACGUUACGCGCCAAAAAUGGACGCCAAAUAUUUUAAAGUAAAUUAUUUUACAUAUAAUUUUUCUUA
Messenger RNA from Vanessa atalanta (red admiral), 7373 nucleotides. It is a transcript of the gene mon2, whose product is annotated as protein MON2 homolog. The record is from RefSeq and is a predicted model, not a curated record. The coding region runs from base 81 to 4994 and encodes 1637 amino acids. NCBI's taxonomy places the organism in Eukaryota, Metazoa, Arthropoda, Insecta, Lepidoptera, Nymphalidae. The transcript is spliced from 39 exons.